CUGCGAUCAUAACGCGUUAGCGCACCAUCAACCUCAAGAAUACACGUGUUUAGAGCGUGAAAAACGAUUGCGAUUCGUCUGUAUCUUUGUUGCCUGUUCGUUCUCGUUAUCGCCGUACCUCUCUGGGCGCUGCGCUGGGCGUUCGAUGCCGAAGACUGUUGCGACUUCCACUCGAUUACAGAACACCAAUACAAAUACGCUACACAUGGCGACGACGGGGCGGAGUAAGCGGAAGGCGCAGGAUGUGGAAAAGGAUGAUGAUUUUGCGACGAAGGAUUCGAAGCGGAGGAGGCCUGUAGAGAAGGCGGCGAAGAAGAAGUCCGGAUUUGACGAUGACGAUGGAUUCGUUUUCAAGAGGCCGGCAUCAUCCGGUCCUUCUGCGCCAGCGACCAACGGAGCAGUCGUCGAAACGCGACAACAACCUCCCGUAAACCCCUUCCCACCACCAGCACUACCUACGGCGCCUCGGUAUCCCUCCACAGUAAAUGAAAGAAGGCGACCCACGACACCUGAUCGGAGCUUACCCGCUUCAUUCUUGCGCCCAGCAGGGAUGGACAGCAUUGUUGCGCUGCCGCUGUCGGAUACGCCCGUGAUCCGCAAGAACCAGGAUUUGAGACAGCAGGGUGGAAGGAGACGGAGUAGUUUGGGGAUGAGAGGAAAGAGGGCGAGUUCGAUGGGGAAUGGGUUUGUCGCCCUACCACAUCCUGAGAUCCCAUAUGAGGACUUCCACAAGCACAUCUCCGUUGACCUCCCAGAACCACUGCGGAUGAAGCAGUUGCUGGCAUGGUGUUCAAGAAGAGCACUCGAUGAGCAAAAGGCAAAGGAGAGGCCAGCAGACUCGAGCUCUGGAGCCAUCGCACGAGCUAUCGCGGAGGAGGUGCUGAAGGACUUGAUUGACAACAAGAUCAAUACGAGUUGGUAUUCGAGAGAAGAUGAUGCGGCUACGAUCUCCCCGAUCAAGAAGAAGCCACAUCCGACGAAUAUCGAGAACCUGCGGAAGAUCAAGGAAUGCGAACAGAAGUUGGCGAGGCUGAAGGGUGAACAGCAAGCAUGGGCAACGCUUGUUCCAGAUCAGCCAUCCGAUCAUCCGCAAGCAGCACCGGCAGAACGCGAGAUCCACCCUGUUGACGCCGAGGAAGCCGAAUUUCUUGCUUCACUCGACGCACAACAAGCCACGGAUGCCGAGAUGCGGAAAUGGCUUGGGACAGCGGAAAGCGAGCUUGAGUUCCAAGUCGACAGGUUCUUCCAUUCAUUGCAUUCAAUCAAGAUGUUUGGGGAGACCGCGGAUGGGUAUGGUGGUCGGUUGCUGCAGCAAGCUGCGGAAGCACUUGAUAAACGGGAUCAGAAGGCGAAGAAGGCCGUGGGUACGAUGGGUGUUGACACGAUGGAUGUGUUGAGAAGUGUGGCCAGGGGUGACAAUCAGUAAUGUUUAAUGGAAGG
Messenger RNA from Saitoella complicata NRRL Y-17804, 1440 nucleotides. RefSeq lists its product as uncharacterized. Bases 206 to 1426 code for a protein of 406 amino acids. Gene Ontology annotation, biological process: mitotic sister chromatid segregation; cell division. Gene Ontology annotation, cellular component: MIS12/MIND type complex. The record is from RefSeq and is a predicted model, not a curated record. The transcript has 4 exons. NCBI's taxonomy places the organism in Eukaryota, Fungi, Ascomycota, Saitoellomycetes, Saitoellales, Saitoellaceae.